Molecule: messenger RNA, 1690 nt
Organism: Centrocercus urophasianus (Greater sage-grouse)
Lineage: Eukaryota; Metazoa; Chordata; Aves; Galliformes; Phasianidae
Gene: NEK3
Product: NIMA related kinase 3
Exons: 15
Coding region: 93-1583 (496 amino acids)
Biological process (GO): protein phosphorylation
Molecular function (GO): ATP binding; protein kinase activity
Source: RefSeq, a predicted model, not a curated record
AUCCCCCUGCCUGCCGCCCUGGCCGAGGCGUAGCGGGAGCCCUGCUGCCGCGGGAAGCGGCCUGGGGCCUCGGGUAUCGCAGUCGGUAAAAAAUGGAAGAAUACGAAGUACUGAAAGUAUUGGGAGAAGGGUCCUUCGGGAGAGCUCUCCUAGUUCAGCACAAAGUCAGCGACCAGAAGUAUGCCGUGAAGGAAAUUAGGCUUCCUGUGUCUUCGUCUGAUGUAGAGAACUCUAGGAAGGAAGCUAUUCUUUUGGCUAAAAUGAAACAUCCAAAUGUUGUUGCCUAUAAAGAAUCAUUUGAAGCUGAUGGACACCUGUAUAUAGUGAUGGAGUAUUGUGAUGAUGGAGAUCUAAUGCAAAAGAUUAAACACCAAAGAGGAAAGUUGUUCCCUGAAGACACGAUCCUUUGCUGGUUUGUGCAGAUGUGCCUGGGUGUGAAGCACAUUCACGAUAAGCGUGUAUUGCACAGGGAUAUCAAAUCUAAGAACGUCUUUCUCACUCAAAAUGGAAAAGUAAAAUUGGGAGAUUUUGGAUCUGCACGGCUUCUUGCACACCCGAUGUCAUACGCCUGCACAUACGUGGGAACUCCUUACUACGUACCUCCUGAAAUAUGGGAAAACAUGCCAUACAACAACAAAAGUGACAUAUGGUCUCUGGGAUGCAUCCUGUAUGAGCUGUGCACUCUUAAACAUCCAUUUCAAGCCAAUAGCUGGAAACAUCUAAUCCUUAAGAUAUGCAAAGGAUCCUACAGUCCUCUGCCAGCUCACUACUGCUAUGAACUCCAUCACUUAAUAAAACAGAUGUUCAAGAGAAAUCCCAAGAAUCGUCCGUCAGCGACUACUAUCCUUGCAAGAGGUUGCUUAGCCAAACUUAUCAGAAAUUGUUUCCCUUCUGAGGUGACAGAAGAAUUCAAGCAAGAUCUAAAGGAAACCAGGAAAUGCAAAGGCACUGCAAUAAGACCAAAAGGCAGUGUUGCAGCUGGUGGAGGCCCAAAUAAGAAAGAAAGUAAGCAAAGCAAAGAUGAAGGUAGCACGUGGUUGAAAAGUGAAAAUACAACUAAAGAUUUGAAUGAAUGCACAAGAGAACAAAGGAAAAAAGAUGAAGAGGCAGAAACUUUGGAAGUCCUCUCAGGAGUUACUGAUUUGACACAUCUCCAUAGGAGACGAUGGGAGAAGAGGACAUUCAGUACUGUAGUGGAUGUCCUGGAAAAUGCUCCCUUGCUUUCUUCCAGUUUUACAUCUGAAGAGAAUAAAAAUGGUUCUGUUACAAACUACAGUGAAAGUAAGCCACGUAAGCAGUGGGCUAAGGAAACUCCUCAGACCCUGAUGAACAUCCUCAGUACUGCAGAUGUCAGCUUAGCGUUUGAAACAUACACAGUUUAUAAACCAGCUUCUGAAAAUAUUCUAAGAGGUCCACUUUCUGAUGAAACUGAAGCAUCUGAUGAACUAGAUGGGGAACAUGAAGAUAUUGCCACAGAUUUGGAGAGACUUGAGCCUAGAUCUGAUGAAGACGAUACGGACUUUGAGGAAGAUGACCCAGACUGGGUGUCAGAACUGCAAACGGUGUUGAUACGCAGUGACUGAAAACCUGGAGUUUUUCUACAGUAACGAAAGUCAGUCUUGCCACUAUUUGUAAUCCCAUCUGUGGUUAUUAACAGUUGGUUAUUAAUAAAGUCACCUCAGUCAAAAAA